GGUAGCAGAGGGCCGGCUUGGUCCCUCGACUGUGGUGCUGGACCACACGAGCGGUUUUGAGGGGCUCCUGCUGGUCGAUGAUGACUUACUUGGGGUGAUUGGCCACAGUAACUUUGGGUCCAUCAGGGCCACGACGUGCGUAUUUAAAGGGAAAUGGAUUUUUGAGGUGCUCAUCUCCUCCCAGGGACUCAUGCAGAUUGGCUGGUGUACCCUCAACUGCAGAUUUAACCAGGAGGAAGGAGUUGGAGAUACGCCAGAUUCGUACGCGUAUGAUGGAAACAGGGUGCGCAAGUGGAACGUGACUACCACCAACUAUGGCAAAUCCUGGGCAGCAGGAGACAUCGUCAGCUGUCUGAUAGACCUUGAUGAGGGCACCAUUGCUUUCUGCUUGAAUGGCAUGUCUCUGGGAACUGCUUUUGAUAACAUCACACGGGGUGCUGGAAUGGCUUACUUCCCCGCCAUCAGCCUCUCCUUCAAAGAGUCCGUUGCCUUUAACUUCGGAAGCCGUCCACUCCGUUAUCCAGUGGAAGGUUAUCGCCCCUUGCAAGAUCCUCCCGUUGCAGACCUGGUGAAGGCUCGCAAGCUAUUGGGCUAUUUGAAGAACGUGAUCCAUAUCGGAAUAGAUGUGACGGAGGGGAAGCUGGUGGAGAAGGACACGUCCAUGUGGCAGCUGCAGGGAGAACCCACAGUGCUGAUUACACUAGCCCACAUCUUCAAUUAUUUCUCUCCUCUCAUGUGCAAGGUUUACCUGGUGGAAGACGUGCUCAUGACCUUCCUGUUGAGCAUCCUUGAGCGAGGAGGGGCAGUGGAGGCCCAUCCGCUUAUUCAGCAGCUGCUGGAUCUCAUGUGGCUUCUUAUGGAGGAGUAUGAAGUGCACGAGUGCCUCAAGCAGCUCCUGAUGUCCCUGUUGCGGGCUUACAGGUUCUCCCCCAUCAUCCCAGACCUGGGAUUACAAAUCCACUACCUCCGGCUCACCAUUGCAGUCUUGAAGCAUGAGAAAUCCAGGAAAUACCUACUCAGCAAUGUUCUCUUUGAUGUGCUCCGUUCGGUUGUGUUCUUCUACAUCAAGAGCCCGCUGCGGGUGGAGGAGGCUGGCUUGCAGGAGCUCAUUCCCACUACGUGGUGGCCAAACCGCUUCACCAAGGAGGGCAAGGAGAGUAAGGAGGUGAAGGAGGAGAGCGCUGAGGAGAGACUGAGGCGGCGGGCGUAUGAGAGAGGCUGCCAGCGGCUCAAGAAGCGCAUUGAAGUGGUGGAAGGUCUCCAGGUUCAGAUUCUGAAGCUGCUGCUGAACAAUAAGGACAGAGGAGGGGGGGAAGCCUCCAGAUACAUUUUCCUAAACAAAUUCCGCAAGUUUCUUCAGGAGAACGCCAGCAACAGAGGGAACUUGACUGUGUUGUGCCCGCCAGAGUACAUGGUGUGCUUCCUGCACCGCCUCAUCACUGCCCUGCGCUUCUUCUGGGACGGCCACAAGGCGAAGAGCCCUGCUGCGCUCAGCAGUGAAG
Messenger RNA from Pterocles gutturalis (yellow-throated sandgrouse), 1502 nucleotides. Its product is annotated as E3 ubiquitin-protein ligase RNF123-like. Lineage: Eukaryota; Metazoa; Chordata; Aves; Pterocliformes; Pteroclidae. The annotation marks the transcript as partial. Gene Ontology annotation, molecular function: ubiquitin-protein transferase activity; protein binding. Gene Ontology annotation, cellular component: cytoplasm. The record is from RefSeq and is a predicted model, not a curated record. The transcript has 16 exons.